UCUUUGACCAUGUUGGGUCAUUCAGUUUUAUUAAAAAGUAUUCUAAACCUUCUUUCUGCCUGAUCUUUUAUUUUGGUGACACUCCAAGAUAAUCACUGACCCCCAUUUAACCCUCUUUCAAAACUUCCUGGAUACACCCCUGCUCAGCAGGAGGCAUUAAUAUGAAGGCGUGGGUACCUGUUCAGUAUUUUUGAAUAUAAUGCACUAAAUUAAACUAACUGAAGGCUUAAACACUGCAGGUAAAUAUUGUUAUUUCAAACUCUUGUUUGCUCAUUUUAAUUACAUUUGCAGGUUAGGAACUUCAUCGAGAGAGAUGAAUGUAUAGGACAUCUAUGCUCUCAGUUUCAUGGCUUGUUUUUAACCACAAAUGAGAAUGGAUGGUCAGAUGAAGCGCAUGCCACUGCGUGUGAUACAUGAGGAGCUCCACAGAUCCAUAAAUCCGUGCGGGAUGGAAUGGAUGACGAGAACUAAAACCAAAUUCAAUAAUUAGACUCUGGUGUUUGUCAGAUUAACUCUUUCCUGCAAGAGUUUGAGGCGGUGCGCCUGCGCGUGUGGAAGCACGUUGAUAGGCUAAAGAUGACAUCACCCAUAGCUGCUCUAUUUUUGGAAAGAGGAUGAGCUCAUCACUUAGAAACAGAGCAGAGUCAGAGGAGCCAGUUUCCAGGCAGCUGCUGCAGACUGUGAGUUUGUUCAUCAGCCUGCAAACAGAGAGGAGGCUUCUGCUGCUUCAAGAGGAAGACGCUCCACACACAAUGGUCUGGUCCCGAGAGGCAGAGCGACCCCAGCUGUCCGUAAUCCUGCCGUGGCUCUACCUCGGAGCUGAGCGCGACGUGACGCAGGAUCGACUGGCCUCUCUGGGUAUUUCCUACGUGUUGAGUGUGAGCCGCUGCAGCCCCCAGCCAUCUUUUCUGCCUCGCUCCAGAUUCCUGCGCAUUCCCAUCGAUGACUCCCUGUGGGACGACCUGCUGCCCUGGAUCCCCCAGGCUCUCAGCUUCAUAGAUUCAGCCAUGUCCUCUGGGGCCUCGGUGUUGGUGCACUGUGCUGCAGGAAUCUCCCGCUCCCCGGCUCUGGCUGUGGCCUACAUCAUGUACAGCCUGGAAAUGGACCUGGACCAUGCCUACAGAUUUGUAAAAGAGCGUCGGCCCUCCAUUUCCCCAAACUUCAACUUCCUGGGUCAGCUGCAGCACUUCCAAGGCAUCCUGAACCAGAAGGCAUCCAGCUGUGAUAUGACCAGGCAGCAGCAGGAGAAUCAGCAGCUGUCCACAAAGGACAGAGGGACCAGAUUACUGUGCAGUCAGAACAGGAACCACUGUGUCCACACCACCACAGAAGACUCAAUAAUUCAGAUGAGAAAAUCGCCCUUCGAUGACGGUGGUAACAAGCGAGGACCUUGGACCUUUGACCUGACAGUGUGUCAAAACCAACAAUGUAACCAAAAGCCAUGCGACGCUUCAGCAUCGAGCCUCUGUGAGUCCAGAGAACCUCUACCAAAACAACUACAAUUCCCAUCAGGUUGUACUUCUCUCCUGGAGAAGCGUAAAAGCCUCACGCUGUCGUUGACGCCCUUGGGAUUCUGCCCGCCCUCUUUGGCGAGCAGCCACCCACAAUCAGUGGCGAAAGCGUCCCCAGUCCACAGCGUCCCCCACCCAGAGCGGAGUCCCCGUCUCGGUGGGUGCAGCAGAGCUGAAGAGAAGGAACGACGCCUGUUAUCGCCAUCCAGCAUUACUCUGAACAAGCUGUUUGACUGGGGGGAAAGAGUGCUGCUGGGGUUGGUCCACCCGGUGAAGAUGGGACAGCCGGCACUGCCCUAUAGGUGCUGAGGUUGCAGAGUGGAGCGACACCUGACCAGUUCUUGUGCAUGUUCAUCAGAACAAAAGUGACAACACAGGAUUUACAGAAAUACUGAAGGAAACCAUUGUCUUCUAUUUAUAUAUUUAUUGAAGAGUUGAUUCUAAAAACUGUUCUUGUUAAGCACUUCUUGGUACAUACUAACAGUCAACAGCUCAUGUUUUGCUUUGUAAGAUGCUGCAGUUUUGAAAUGUCUGUGGCGCAACAUCUUGAAAUAAACAAAAGAUCACACUGAAACCCAAUCUUGUUGCAUGUUUGUAUUAGUGUAAAAACUUAAGUUUGCAUCAUCAGCAGCUCAAAUAUCGUUUCAAUCUGGGGGGGUUUCAUGGUGAUUUUCGAGGUACAAAUGUUAAUUCAAUUACUUCUAGGCAAUAAAACAGAAACAGAAAAUGUCAACCACCACAAAGAUAGGCUUUGACAUGUAAUAAGACAAACACUAAAUGUGGUAUGAGGGGUCUGCUGGUAUUCAAUCUUCUUUACUACUGUAUAUGUUCUCUGGACUUGACCUGCUGAAUGUUCUGCUUGUUUUAAAACAUAUUGACAUUUUUAAAGACUUGCUAAUGAAAUUUGUUCUUCAGUAUCUUGCUAAUUCAGAAAGUGUUAACUCAAAGUCCUGCCAUUCUGAAGUGAAUAUAAAUCUUGUUAUAUGCUUGGUACUUAUUUUAUUUAUAAAAAUAAAAGUUUGCAUUUUAAUUACACCAGACUUUUAUUCUGAAGCCAAAUUAUGAAAAUUAUUGAAAUCACUCAAAACAGAAAACGUAUGUUAGAGCUCUAAAUUUAAUGCUGUUAUGCCUGUUCAAAAUGAAACUAAUAUUUGGUGAAAUGUGCUUUACCAAGCUGCAAAAGCAACAAAAAAAAACAAGUUCCUGAAAGCUGUCUACAUUGAUCACUCUUCUUUGAAACAGCAGUUCAAUUCAGUGUAUUUAUAUAAUACCAUUUCACAACAAAUGCCAUUACAGGGGACUUUACAAAAAA
Messenger RNA from Poecilia latipinna (sailfin molly), 2823 nucleotides. RefSeq lists its product as uncharacterized. Gene Ontology annotation, molecular function: MAP kinase tyrosine phosphatase activity; protein tyrosine/threonine phosphatase activity; MAP kinase tyrosine/serine/threonine phosphatase activity. Gene Ontology annotation, biological process: peptidyl-tyrosine dephosphorylation; negative regulation of MAPK cascade. NCBI's taxonomy places the organism in Eukaryota, Metazoa, Chordata, Actinopteri, Cyprinodontiformes, Poeciliidae. The record is from RefSeq and is a predicted model, not a curated record. Gene Ontology annotation, cellular component: cytoplasm. The transcript is spliced from 5 exons. Bases 615 to 1820 code for a protein of 401 amino acids.